Pan troglodytes (chimpanzee) is the source of this 13302-nucleotide messenger RNA. RefSeq names its product serine/threonine-protein kinase SMG1-like. Gene Ontology annotation, molecular function: neutral L-amino acid transmembrane transporter activity; L-amino acid transmembrane transporter activity. Gene Ontology annotation, cellular component: membrane. Lineage: Eukaryota; Metazoa; Chordata; Mammalia; Primates; Hominidae. Gene Ontology annotation, biological process: neutral amino acid transport; amino acid transmembrane transport. The record is from RefSeq and is a predicted model, not a curated record.
GGCGGCGCGGGCGGCGGGCGGCGGGCGGCGCGCACAAUUCUUGCUCGGCUGCGGCUCCCGGGUGUCCCAGGCCCGGCCGGUAAGCAGAGCAUGGCGGGUGCGGGCCCGAAGCGGCGCGCGCUAGCGGCCCCGGUGGCCGAGGAGAAGGAAGAGGCGCGGGAGAAGAUAAUGGCCAAGCGCGCGGACGGCGCGGCGCCGGCAGGCGAGGGCGAGGGCGUGACCCUGCAGCGGAACAUCACGCUACUCAAGGGCGUGGCCAUCAUCGUGGGCGCCAUCAUGGGCUCGGGCAUCUUCGUGACGCCCACGGGCGUGCUCAAGGAGGCAGGUUCGCCGGGGCUGGCGCUGGUGGUGUGGGCCGCGUGCGGCGUCUUCUCCAUCGUGGGCGCGCUCUGCUACGCGGAGCUGGGCACCACCAUCUCCAAAUCGGGCGGCGACUACGCCUACAUGCUGGACGUCUACGGCUCGCUGCCCGCCUUCCUCAAGCUCUGGAUCGAGCCGCUCAUCAUCCGGCCUUCAUCGCAGUACAUCGUGGCCCUGGUCUUCGCCACCUACCUGCUCAAGCCGCUCUUCCCCACCUGCCCGGUGCCCGAGGAGGCAGCCAAGCUCGUGGCCUGCCACUGCGUGCAGAGAUCGAUGUCUUAUUGUGAUGAGUCUCGACUGUCAAAUCUUCUUCGGAGGAUCACCCGGGAAAACGACCGAGACCGAAGAUUGGCUACUGUAAAGCAGUUGAAAGAAUUUAUUCAGCAACCAGAAAAUAAGCUGGAUACAGUUGGUAUAUUAGUUGGAUGGCAUAGAGAUCAUACUCAGAAACCUUCGCUCACGCAGCAGGUAUCUGGGUGGUUGCAGAGUUUGGAGCCAUUUUGGGUAGCUGAUCUUGCAUUUUCUACGCCUCUUGUUGGUCAGUUUCUAGAAGACAUGGAAGCAUAUGCUGAGGACCUCAGCCAUGUGGCCUCUGGGGAAUCAGUGGAUGAAGACGUCCCUCCUCCAUCAGUGUCAUUACCAAAGCUGGCUGCGCUUCUCCGGGUAUUUAGUACUGUGGUGAGGAGCAUUGGGGAACGCCUCAGCCCAACGGGCCCUCCAAUUACUGAGGCAUACGUAACAGAUGUUCUGUACAGAGUAAUGAGAUGUGUGAUGGCUGCAAACCAGGUGUUUUUUUCUGAGGCUGUGUUGACAGCUGCUAAUGAGUGUGUUGGUGUUUUGCUCAGCAGCUUGGAUCCUAGCAUGACUAUACAUUGUGACAUGGUCAUUACAUAUGGAUUAGGAGAUUGCCAGACUUGUGGUACCGAUUAUAUCAUCUCAGUCUUGAAUUUACUCACGCUGAUUGUUGAACAGAUAAAUACGAAACUGCCAUCAUUUGUAGAAAAACUGUUUAUACCAUCAUCUAAACUACUAUUCUUGCGUUAUCAUAAAGAAAAAGAGGUUGUUGCUGUAGCCCGUGCUGUUUAUCAAGCAAUGCUCAGCUUGAAGAAUAUUCCUGUUUUGGAGACUGCCUAUAAGUUAAUAUUGGGAGAAAUGACUUGUGCCCUAAACAACCUCCUGCACAGUCUGCAACUUCGUGAGGCCUGUUCUGAAAUAAAACAUGAGGCUUUUAAGAAUCAUGUGUUCAAUGUAGACAAUGCAAAAUUUGUAGUUAAAUUUGACCUCAGUGCCCUGACUAUAAUUGGAAAUGCCAAAAACUCACUAAUAGGGAUCAUUAAGCAGCUUUGAGUCUGGAAAAUUUGUUGAAUGUACCGAGCAAUUAGAAUUGUUACCAGGAGAAAAUAUCAAUCUACUUGCUGGAGGAUCAAAAGAAAAAAUAGACAUGAAAAAACUGCUUCGUAACAUGUUAAGUCCAGAUCCAAGGGAACCUCAGAAAUCCAUUGAAGUUCCAUUGUUAAGAAGUUCUGUUUGUUUGGCAACUGCUUUAAACCCGAUAGAACAAGAUCAGAAGUGGCAGUCUAUAACUGAAAAUGUGGUAAAGUACUUGAAGCAAACAUCCCGCAUCGCUAUUGGACCUCUGAGACUUUCUACUUUAACAGUUUCACAGUCUUUGCCAGUUCUAAGUACCUUGCAGCUGUAUUGCUCAUCUGCUUUGGAGAACACAGUUUCUAACAGACUUUCAACAGAGGACUGUCUUAUUCCACUCUUCGGCGAAGCUUUACGUUCAUGUAAACAGCAUGAUGUGAGGCCAUGGAUGCAGGCAUUAAGAGUUUGGCUCUUGUUGCCCAGGCUGGAGUGCAGUGGCACGAUCUCAGCUCACCACAACCUCCGCCUCCCAGGUACAAGCGAUUCUCCUGCCUCAGCCUCCCGAGUAGCUGGGAUUACAGGCAUGUACCACCACGCCCGGGUAAUUUUGUAUUUUUAGUAGAGAUGUGGGAUUUCUCCAUGUUGGUCAGGCUGGUCUAGAACUCCUGACCUCAGGUGAUACCCCUGCCUCAGCCUCCCAAUGUGCUGGGAUUACAGCUGUGAAGCCACCGCGCCCGGCUGCUGUGAUAGUUGAGAUGUAAACCAAAAAUAAAAUUCUAAGCCACCCAAUCCGACUGAAUGGACCCUUCCUGUUGACCAAGGACAUUCCAAAGUAAACUGAAAAGACCAGCUUAGGCCAUGAUGGGAAGGGGAGGUGUCAACAUGCCUCAUUCUACCUUCCUCCCUCUGGAAUCCAGACACAACUGACCAGCAUUAACAUUAAAACAGAGAUCUUAAGCUGGGCACAGUGGCUCAUGCCUGUAAUCCCAGCACUUUGGGAGGCCAAGGUGGGAUCACCUGAGGUCAGAAGUUCAAGACCAGCCUGGCCAGUAUGGUGAAGCAUGUCUCUACUAAAAAUACAAAAUUAGCCGGACAUUGUGGUGCACGUCUGUCAUCCCAGCAAGGCAGGAAAAUCACUUGAACCCAGGAAGCAGAGGUUGCAGUGAUCCAGGAUCAUGCCAUUGCGCUCCAGCCUGGUUAACGGAGCGAGACUCCGCCUCAUUAAAAAAAAAAAAAAAAAGCCGGGCGUGGUGGCGGGCACAUGUAAUCCCAGCUACUAGGGAGGCUGAGGCAGGAGAAUGGUGUGAACCAGGGAGGCGGAGCUUGCAGUGAGCCGAGAUUGUGCCACUGCACUCCAGCCUGGAGAGAAAUGCAUUUUAAUUGCAUUAGCAGUGAUUUAAUUUUUUUAGAUGCUAAAACUUAUGGGUGAAAGUGGAUUAAAUGUAGCCAAAUGCAACAUCAAAAUCUUCAGGCACAAAAACCCAUUAACUUUUUCAUACUCUCAGAAGAUGAGCCUAAUUUCAAAUGAAAGCUGCCUCCAGAAUAUAUUGUUAAGCGUAUUCUAGAUAUAAUUCAUUUUGGCAAACAUACUGUAGAAAUUCACAUAACAUUUUACUGUACUAAAAGUAAAUUGCCCAUGUAACAAAAAAUAUCUUUUCAGAGCUUCAAAUGAAUUUUAAAGGAUGACUGAUGGUCCUUGGAAGAGAAACAGUAAACAAAUAAGGUUUGUAGCAAUGAUGUAUGAGUUAGAAAUUGCAGUUCCAGAUGAUCUCUUUAUUAAAGAGACGAUCUACACUUAAUUUGGUCAACUGUUAUGAACAUAGUUCAUGUUAAGUCUCCAUUUAAAUACAACCUGAAAUACCAAAGUUAAUUUUCUUUUCUUUCUUUCUUUCUUUUUUUUUUUUAAGACAGAGUCUUGCUCUGUUGCCCUUCCUGGUGUGCAGUGGCAUGAUCUCGGCUCACUGCAACCUCCACCUCCUGGGCUUGAGCGAUCCUACUGCCUCAGCCCCCCAAGUAGCUGGGAGGACAGGUGCAAGCCACGGCACUCAGCUAAUUUUUGCAUUUUUCGUAGAGAUGGGGUUUCACCAUGUUGCCCAAUUUGGUCUCGAACUCCUGAGCUCAAGUGAUCCGCCCGCCUUGGCCUCCCAAAGUGCUGGGAUUAUAGGCAUGAGCCACCGUGCCUGGCCAGAAAAUUGUAAACACACACAAACUCUCAAGUGGCCUAAUUCCCUCUCACCAAACCAAUGACAAUACAGAUAAAAGAGAAUAACUUGUGUUCAUUUUUGUACAAACAAAAAAGAUAUAAAUUGUGAAUGAUGCAUGAUUUUUAAUUACAAGUAAACUGGGCAAAUGCUUCUGCAUUAUUUAAAGCUAAAAGGUGAUCAGUGGAAACUUUCCUCUGUUAGUACUCUAAUACUUUUUAUAUUUAUCGGCUCACUACAACCUGUGCCUACCAGGUUCAAGCAAUUCUCCUGUCUCAGCCACCUGAGUAGCCGAGACCACAGGCACGCACUACCAUGUCCGGCUAAUUUUGUAUUUUUAAUAGAGACAGGGUUUCACCGUGUUGGCCAUGCUGGUCUUGAACUCCUGACCUCAACCGAUCUGCCUGCCUUGGCCUCCCAAAGUUCUGGGAUUACAAGCGUGAGCCACCGCGCCCAGCCUUAUUGUAAUUGUUACUAUUUAAAUCUCUUUUGCUCUCUCCUUCAAGAGUGACCUCAUCCCAUUCAGUUGCAUCCAUUUAUUUAUUCAUCUUCUGCCUCCUGGGCUCGAGAGAUCCUCCAGCGUGAGUCUCCCAAGUAGCUGGGAGUACAGGCUCACACCACCAUGCUUGGCUAAAUUUUGUAGGUUUUGGAGAGACAGCCUCUUGCCAUGUUGCCUAGGCUGGUCUCAAACUCCUGGGCUCAGAUGAUCCACCUGCCUUCGCCUCCCAAAGCACUGAGACGUGAGCCACCACGCCCAGCCGCAAGUACUUUUACACAAAAUGCAAACACUAUUCUUCCAUCAUAAAAGUGAUACCACAGCUUCUGUGAAGUUUUGCCAGGUAGUACUCAUAAUUACCUUGGGUAAACUUUUUGAUGUUAAACUGUAUCUUCUUCUUACGAGUUUUUCCAUUGUAUUAACUGCUUUUACAACAACACAAAUAACAAGUUAUUUUACAAGCCAUUUAGAAAUUUCUGUACUAUGGUCCCAGUAAUGUAAAAUAUAUUAAUGCCUAUUACAUUCAGAUAAAUUAUACACUUGGAAACCACAUACUUAUGACUUACAGAAACUUACAUAAACAAAUUAUAGAAAUUAUAUGCUCAAUUUUUAGGUAUAUAGUCUUAAAUUAAGCUUAAAUAUACAUUCUCAAGAUAAAUUAACAGUUCAGGGCUUCACAACUUGAAAUCUGUGGAAGAUGACAUUGGAGACAACAGAACUCUGGUGGAAUUCUUAGAUGGAAUUUGCCGAAACUUUUUUUUUUUUUUUUUUCUGAGAUGGAGUGUCGCUCUGUCGCCCAGGCUGGAGUGCAGUGGCGCAAUCUCAGCUCACUGCAAGCUCUGCCUCCCGGGUUCACACCAUUCUUCUGCCUCAGCCUCCCGAGUAGCUGGGACUACAGGCGCCCACUGCCACGCCCGGCUAAUUUUUUAUAUUUUUAGUAGAGAUGGGGUUUUACUAUGUUAGCCAGGAUGGUCUCGAUCUCCUGACCUUGUGAUCCACCCGCCUUGGCCUCCCAAAGUGAAACUUUUCUUUAAAAUAGAGAUGGGAUCUUGCUGUAUUGCCCAGGCUGGUCUCAGACUCCUUGCCUUAAGCAGUCCUCCCACCUCAGCCUCCUAAAGUGCUGGGAUUACAAGCGUGAAGCAUUACAUCCAAGUGAAACUUCUUGAGAUGGUUACAUAAUGUCUAAAUCUGCUGGUGUAGAAGUUAGUAAAGUGUAGAACUGAAUAAAUAUUAAAUAUUAGAUCAAGUUUCUCAUGUUUACCUUAACGUAUAAAGAUUUAUCUUAAAGCACUGAUUUUCACAAAAUAACAUCAGUGUGAAAUUGGAAAAGAAGCCAAAUAUUUUAUUUCAUGUAUCUGAGAAAUGAGGUGCUUUAGUCAACUGAAUCUGCCCAAAACUAAAAAGCAUUAAUUAAAAAGUACUUAACUCAGAAAUUAUAAAAAUAGGAGACAUCAAUAAAAUACAUUCUACACAGAAUACGCCAACCAUACACUACUCUUUUUUGAUAAUAAAAAAUGUAUUUACUGAGCCAGUUGUGGUGGCUCACGCCUAUAAUCCCAGCACCUUGGAAGGCCAAUGAGAGUGGAUCAGUUGAGGCCAGGAGUUUGAGACCAGCCUGGCCAACAUGGCGAAAUGCCGUCUCUACUAAGAAUACAAAAAUGAGCCGGGCACGGUGGCACGCACCUGUAAUCCCAGGUACUCCGAAGGAUGAGGCAGGAUAAUUGUUUGAACUCAGGAGGUGGAGGUUGCAGUGAGCCAAAAUCAUGCCACUGCACUCCAGCCUGGGUGACAGAGUGAGUCUCUGUCUCAAAAAAAAAAAAAAAAAAAGGAAAAGAAAAAUAGUCAGUUGCAGUGGCUCACGCCUGUAAUCCCAGCACUUUGGGAGGCCGAGGCAGGCGGAUUACAAGGUCAGGAGAUCGAGACCACCCUGGCCAACAUGGUGAAACCUCGUCUCUACUAAAAACGCAAAAAUUAGGCUGGGCACGGUGGCUCACACCUGUAAUCCCAGCACUUUGGGAGGCCGAGGCGCGGAGAUCACGAGAUCAGGAGAUUGAGACCGUCCUGGCUAACACAGUGAAACCCUGUCUCUACUAAAAAUACAAAAAAUUAGCUGGAUGUGGUGGCAGGCACCUGUAGUCCCAGCUACUUGGGAGGCUGAGGCAGGAGAAUGGCGUGAACCCGGGAGGCGGAGUUUGCAGUGAGCCGAGAUCCCACCACUGCACUCCAGCUUAGGCGACAGAGCCAGACCGUGUCUCAAAAACAGGAAAGAAAACAAAAGAAAAUUUGGACUAUUGCCAAUUACAAAUAUUUUUAGAGAAGAAUUCAAAACAGUAACUGUGGAUGAUGGAAACAAUAGUUAUGAUAAAAGUCUGAUGAAACUUCCCAGUUCACAAGGAAAUUUACUUAUGUGCAGCAUUUUAAGACAGUAAUCAGAAUCAUGACUGACAGCAUCAUAUCAGGGCCACCAGACUUUUAUAAAUUUCAUACAAUCUUCAGAAAUAAUUAAUAACUUUUUUUUUUUUUUAAGAUAGAUUCUACCUCUGUCACCCAGGCGGGAGUGCAGUGGCAUGAUCUCGGCUCACUGCAACCUCCGCCUCCUGGGUUCAAGCAAUUCUCCUGUCUCAGCCUCCCGAGUAGCUGAGACUACAGGCAUGUGCCACCAGGCAUGGCUAAUUUUUGUAUUUUUAGUGGAGACAGGGUUUCACUCUAUUAGGCUGGUCUGGAACUCCCGACCUCAGGUGAUCCACAUGCCUUUGUCUCCCAAAGUGCUGGGAUUACAGGCAUGAGUGAUGGUGCCCAGCCAUUCAUGACAUGUUUGUACAAAUAUAAAUUUAACAAAUAUUUAGCAUAACUAUCAAAAUUACAAAUCAUAUUAAAUUUGUAUAAAUGUAUGCAAUUUUUGGAACACGUAUAUCAACAACAUACCCAUAAAUAUAACUGAGAUGAGAUCUAAUGUCACCUCACUUGACAGUGCCCUCCCAUGCAGUAUUGCCACAUUUGACAAUGCCUGCCCAUUUAAUCUACCAAAUAAAUUGAAUCACUUAAUACCUCUACAAGAUGAGAGAUACAUUCUUUGGACUCCCCAAGGGAUGCACCUGAAAUAUCCCAAAGUUAGUUUUAAGCCAAAAAGACUUGAUUUAGGAUUUUGACACUGGAGAAACCCAUCAAAGACGUCAAGUUUGAAAACACUUGAUCAAAACAGAAUCAAGGUCACUAUUAAAAGAGUAUUAAUUUUACCAGAGACUUCCAAAGCAAUACAGAAACUUACAUGGAUAUAAAAACCUUAACCCUUUUAAAGGUCAGAUUUGCUAAGUGAUCAAAAGGGGUACUUGAAUUGAAUCGACACAGGAAGAGUGUGUACAGGGUUAUGAGUGUAGGCAGAUGGUUACUUUGGUCAUAUCUCCAUUUGCCACCUGAUUACACAUGAGAAUGGCAUCUUUACUCACCAGAAAGCCAGUAUUAUAGGAGGUGUAGGAGGCAUUCUUGGACUUGAGACAAGAACAUUGUUGUGUAGAAAUUUCAUUGACUGUGUUAAAAUUAUUCUCCAUGGGCUAGAGAACACAUAACAUGGCCUUUAGAAUGAGACGGGCAUUGAUUGGAUGCAAGGUCUCCACACUUACUAGCUGUGUGACAUUGGACAGAGUGCUUCAUCAUUCCGAGACUCAGUUUUUAAAGGAAAAACAAUUAACUACCUCGCAAGCUUGCUAGCAGGUUUAAGUGUAAUAAUGUGUGGGAAUGACUGCACCGUGACUAACACGUAGUGACAGCUUAAUUAAUGUUAACCCUUAUCAUUAUCAUAUAAGAAUGUGAGUUACAUAAGAGAGGAAUCCUGUCAGUUCGUUCUCUGCUGUGUCCCCAAGACCAUGAAUCAUGGCUGGCAUGUAGUAGGCAUUUAAUAAUAUAUGUUCAACAAGUAUUUGGCAGUCUUGGAGGGCAGAAAAGGAGGUGGGGAAGAUUUUUAAAUAACGUUUUUUAAAAAGUCACAUUGUCCUACAAUACCGAUUUUUCUUGCAUAUUUAGGAAAUUGAGGGUUUUUUCCUAAAACAUGCGGACAUAUGGGAAAUAGGAUGCAACAUUUGCACUAAUGUUUCAGACACAGUUAGAGGUUUCCAAGAGAUUUUGCGCUGGGGAGGCUGCUUGCUACAAGCUCCCAAAGCUCUGGGAGAACAUAGUAUUCAUUCCUCCCUCAGCAGAAGCGGUGAGGCGAGAAGCUCUGGGGAGCACCCAGCCUUGGACUUUUAGCAUAGUGUGUCAGGUCUUCAUAGUUUGGGCCCAGGGCACAGAGAAGUCACAGCUCUCCGGCAUCCUGUGACCUUUACCCUCUUUGCCAAGGGAAAAUGUGGCCCACCAAAGCAAGAAACUUGAGGGCAUGGGUCACCCCAGCCCUGGCAUCUGCCCAGAGCCUGAGAAGGAAGGAACAAUGAUCCUCCAGCUACCUCACGGGGCUGGCACCGGUGACCACUGCCCUGGCAUCACCCAGCUGUGUCCGGCAGCCUGAACCCCAUCUGUGGGGAUGUGAGGAGGAAAAUACAAAAGUCCUUAGGUGAACACUGAGAAGGCAGAUGCAGCAGAAGCCUCCAGGCCAGAACUACCCAGUCUUGGACCUAUGGUGGAGAUAGAGCAUAGCUGGCGAUCAUGUGUACUUACACUCUAAGGUCACCUGGUUGCGCUAUGGCCUCAUCUGUGGCUCUGAAAAUGAAGAUUUGGAAGGAGAUCAUCACAGCUAAUGUUUAACAAGCCCCUCCUGUGUGCCAAAUCAUUCACCCCUCACCACAACUGAAUGAGCUAAGGAUUCUCAUUAUAUAUAGUUUAUGGAGAGGGAAGUGCAGACAUAAAGAGGUGAAUUAUCUUACCCAGAUCCCACAGCUGAUAAGUGGUGGAGGCAGAAUAGAAUCUAAACAGUGUGGCUCCGGAGCCCACAUGCAUUGAUUCGACAAGUGUUUAUUGAGCACCUGCCACGGACAAGGCCUUGUGUGAUUAAAUAGGGUUAUAAUUAGUAAUAUAAAAAUGAGAAAUCACUAAUGCUUUUUAGACUUAACAUUUUCUUUUUUUGUAGGUUUCAGGCACAGAACUGUAUAUCCAAUAAUAGUGAAAUGGAUCCCACUAAUUAUGACCGAAAUGAUGAUACAUUUAAAUGACUUGGAUGUUUUAUAGGUAUGAUCUCGUGAAACCUUGAGAGAAACUGAAUGACGAAUGAAACUAUUGUUCCUGUUUCACACAGAAGAAAACUGAGGUUAAAAGGGGUUGGCACUCAUGAUGAGCCCCUGUUCUCAUUCUGCAAAUGGUGAAGCUCUCUAUUGUCCUGACCCCACAGUUCCUGUCCCAUGACCAGGGCCAGCUCACCAAGGAGCUGCAGCAGCACGUAAAGUCAGUGACAUGCCCAUGCGAGUACCUGAGGAAGGUGAGUGAGUGCAGACAGAUGGGGCCUGGUGCCCUUGAGCAGUUCCCGGGUCUCAGCUGCCACACAUCUCAUAGCGGGUGAUGCUGGGGGAAGCUUAUGCAGUCACAGUACUGGCUUCUUCCUCUUUUUCUUUCCAUACAAGUGGCUUAGGGAUGGGGUAGAGUAGUUGACUUAUUUGGAUGAAAACCACUAUCUUCUGUCAGAAACUCAAAAGGAAUCAUUGCUGGCAUGGUAACCUAAAGAAAAACAACCAGACAAGUGCCCAAUGACACUUAAAAAGGUUAUUUAUUAUCUUGCCAAGUUUAGGCUGGGCAUGGUGACUCAUGCCUGUAAUCCCAGCAUUUUGGGAGGCUGAGGCUGGUGGAUCACCUGAGGCCAGGACUUCAAUACCAGCCUGACCAAUACGGCAAAACCUCGUCCCUACUAAAAAUACAAAAAUUAGCCAGGCAUGGUGGUGUGAGCCUGUAGUCCCAGCUACUCAGGAGGCUGAGACAGGAGAAUUGCUUAGAUUCAGGAGGUGGAGGUUUUAGUGGGCCGAGAUCACGCCAUUGCACUCCAGACUGUGCGACAGAAUGAGACUCUGUCAAAAAAAAAAAAAAAAAAAUUAUCCUGCAAAAUUUGAAAAGGAAAUUCAAAUCAACAGCUUCUAAACUACUUUUUAACAUGACUCAUAAUAAGAAAUACAUUCUAUAGUACAUAUAUAUGUUCUAUAAUUUUGAAUAAAAGAAUUAACCACAUCACAUUUAUUUUACAACAUGUAAUACAUAUUUUUUAUUCUCCUUCAUUUGUUUUGAAUGCUCUGUGCAGUCUACAAAAAGUCCAACAGUAAUAAUUAAAUUAGUCAUUAAGUUGAACAUUAUCUUGUCUUUUAAAAUGAUAAUCUCAAAAAUGAUCUUUUAUUUUUGAGAUUUAUAUAGAUACACACACACACACACACACACACACACACACACACACAUACACACAUAGAGAGACAGAGAGACAGAGUUUCACUCUGUCGCCCAGGCUGGAGUGCAGUGGCACAAUCUUGGCUCACUGCAACCUCCGUCUCCCGGGUUCAAGCAAUUCCUCUGCCUCAGCCUCUGAGUAGCUGGGACUACAGGUGUGCACCAUCAUGCCCAGCUAAUUUUUGUAUUCUUAGUAGAGAUGGGGUUUCACCAUAUUGGCCAGGCUCGUGUCAACUCCUGACCUCGUAAUCUGCCCACCGUGGCCUCCCAAAGUGCUGGGACUAUAGGUGUGAGCCACUGCACCCGGUCCAAGAUAAAAUUAUUUUAACAAUAUACUAUGAAGAGAAAAACACUGGCUAUGAAAGAAUAUGCAUAGUUUUACCCUGUUUAAAAAUAAAGAUUGAAAGAAUACAUAUGCAAAUAAGUUUACUUUUAUUUUUGGUAAUACUUUACUGGAUUGUCUGAAUAUUGACAAUCAGUAUGCAUCAUGAAGCUACAUGGCUAACAUUGAGUACUCACUGUGUGUGCCAGGCCCUGGGUUCAAUGCUCUACAUGCACUUAUAUUUCAUUUAAUUCUCUCUGCAACCUGAGAUGGUAUAGCCACCUCAUUUUACAGAGUUGAAACUGAGGCUCAGAGACUGAAAGUUAAGCCUGAGGUUACAGUCAAUAAGAGGCAGAGCUGGAACUGAAACCUACGUGUGUCUGACCACCAGUUCAUGUUCUGACGGCAGGCUAGUCUGCAUCACAGAGUGUGGGGUAGACGGUGCAUGCCUGCUAGGAUGGGCUAGGUAUCACUGUAGGUAAGAAACAGCCCCAAACGAUGGAAAUGUACACCACUGAAGGCUCUUUUCCUGCCCAUGCUGCACAUCCUCCAUGGCUCUCCUGUGCCCUGUGCCCCACAUGCCCUCAUCCUGCCACGAGAAUAAAGGAGCAGCCUCCAUAUGGGAGCUGUCAGCUGCUCUAAGAGAUGAAGGAGAGGGUGGCCAGUCUCAAUGGCUCCCAACUCUUUUGCCUCGAGGUGACACGCUUCACUUCCACUCACAUCUCUUGGGUCAAAGCAAAUCCCAUGGGUACAUCCACUUUCAAGUGGCCCAGGAGAGAACCUGAAAUACUCGGUGGACUCCAUUAAGGCCGUCAUAUGGUGUCAGCCUGCAUGGGAGACUGUGGAGGGGCAGAGGAGGAGAGUGGGGAACUGACGGGAAAUGACAGGAGGACUAAGUCACCGCAGAUUUGCUUUAUCCUCAGCCAGGUGGAGUUUGUCCCAGAGCUGCACAAAAUCAUCACCAGCAUGAUGAAAUGGAGUAGACUUCAGAAAAAGCAGUUUGGUCAGAUGUAAUCAGCAGUGAACUCAGAAUCAACUGAGUGACAUUGAGUCAGUAAAUCUCUGACUGCCUCAGUUACCCCAUAUGAUAGUUUUGAGGAUGGGAACAUUGAGAGAGUUGGUUUGGAAGGAUAUCAAGAGUAAAAAUUCCAACAUUUUAGUUCCUUUAAGUUAAAUCCAGGCACUCUUUUUCCUGCAAGUCUCCUGUUCCUUUCAGAUUGCACAGGUGAGAGUGCUCAGAUUAGGGCUGGAGGUUGUAAACUAUUGCUCCCACACUGACAGUGCCCCCGUGUCGUGCAUGUAUUCUGUGCAUUUUCCUGUGCUAAACACUCUCCCAAAACAUCGUGGGGCCUGAUUCUUCCUCUUUGUUCCAAUGGCCCUGGGUGACUCAAGUGCCCAUUCAAUGACCAGGACACAGAGGUCUUAGAGAGAUGCUCCAUGAGGCCCCAGGUGCGAGCCUGUACCCUGCCGGAGCAUGAGGCAAGGGACAGGGCAUCGUCUGUGGGGAUAGUGGGGGUAGUGGUCAGCCAGGCUUGGUGACUCCACUUGCUCACCAGAUGAUCCUACACCUGCCACCUCCGAUGGAUCCACUGCGUCUGUGCCUGCCUGUACUGCCGAUGCUCCAGUGGAUAACUCAGCAUCCCAGCCUAGGCCCAAUGCCACUGAAGAUGGACCUGCCCCCUGGAGACCCGGGAGUCCUACCACUCAGCUGUCCCUAGGAGUGCCCAGACCCUCAUUGUUAUCCAGGACCUAGGAGCCCUACCCCUGGCCUUCACUCAUCAGCCGUAAAUGAUGAUUUACUGCUGUUACCAUCAUCACUGCCUUCAGUGACCAAGGGCCUUCCAAGGUGCCAGCUCUGGAACGAAGGAUGCCCUUGGGAGGUGAUGACACUCAGGUGGAUGGACGGAUGGCUACAUGGAUGUGAUGGAGAUGGUUUACUAUCGGGACCUUCCGCAUCCUGCUGAUAUUUUGUUGCUUAGGAUAUGAAUGGCUGAGCGGAGGCUGUAAAACCUGGCACUCUGCUUGGGUUAUCAAUACUCUGGCUGUCUAUCGUCAUCGUGAGACUGACUUUUGUGGAGGAGUUCGAGACCACCCUGGCCAACAUGGCAAAACCCCAUCUCCACAAAAAUUGGAUAAUUUGAUAAUUAUCAUUAUUGAGUUUCUGAGACCUUACACAUUUACCAUUCUCUUCUGCACAAAUUACCUUUGUG